Molecule: messenger RNA, 1020 nt
Organism: Hansenula anomala
Lineage: Eukaryota; Fungi; Ascomycota; Saccharomycetes; Phaffomycetales; Wickerhamomycetaceae
Gene: RPN10
Product: proteasome regulatory particle base subunit RPN10
Exons: 1
Coding region: 72-917 (281 amino acids)
Biological process (GO): proteasome-mediated ubiquitin-dependent protein catabolic process
Cellular component (GO): proteasome regulatory particle, base subcomplex; cytosol; nucleus
Molecular function (GO): polyubiquitin modification-dependent protein binding
Source: RefSeq, a predicted model, not a curated record
CUAAGUUUGAAUCGACUCAAGAUCUCAAUUGAUAAGAUUUUCAAAGGGAUUUAUCAUAAUUAUCGUUAAAGAUGGUGUUGGAAGCUACUAUGAUUGUCAUUGACAACUCAGAGUUCACCAGAAAUGGUGAUUAUCUCACAAAUAGAUUUGAAGCACAGCUAGACGCUGUUGAUUUGAUAUUUCAAGCCAAAACCAAUUCAAAUCCAGAGAACACUGUUGGUUUACUAGCUGCAGCUGGUAAUGGUCCUCAAGUGUUAUCCACUUUGACCGCUGAUUUCGGUAAAUUAUUGAGUGGUAUCCAUGAAACCAAAAUUGAAGGUUCAUUACAUUUUGCAACUGGUAUUCAAGUUGCUGCAUUAGCUUUGAAGCACCGUCAGAAUAAAGUUCAACAUCAGAGAAUCGUUGCAUUUGUUGGUAGCCCAAUACAAGAAUCUGAAAAAGAAUUAGAAAAAUUAGCUAAGAAGAUGAAGAAAAAUAAUAUUGCUAUAGAUUUCAUCAACUAUGGUGAAGAAAGUAUCAACACAUCAAAAUUAGAGAAGUUUGUCUCAAUAGUAAAUUCCCAUGAUAAUAGUCAUCUAGUUACCGUUCCACCUAGUGAUAGAUUGUUGUAUGAAGUGGUGGGAUCAUCCCCUAUUGUCAUUGGUGAAGAUGGUGGUAAUUUCAAUGCAGGUGGUGAAACUGGAGGUGAUGGGUUUGAUUUUGGCUCUGAUCCAAAUAUGGAUCCAGAUCUUGCUUUAGCCUUACGUUUAUCAUUAGAGGAAGAACAAGCAAGACAAGCUAGAGAACAACAAACAAGAACUGAAACACAAGCUCCAUUAGAAAGCAUAAAUGAGUCAACAAGAGAGGAACCAAGCAAUAGUAACGACAAUGAAAACAACAAUGAUGGUGACACAAAUAUGGAAGAUGCCCCUAAAUAGGAUUUUAGAAUAAAUGUCGCAUCCAAACACUUACUGAAAGGCCACUAGGCGAAAAAAACACAAUGUACUCUUUCACUAAAAAUCAGCAAGUUGAUCUAAUAUC